AUGUUUAAAAAAUGGGUAAGACGUGGAAAUAAGGACAACGAUGAAAAAGAACCAGAAUAUGUUUCCAUCUUUAGUUUUAUAACCUUUCACUGGGUGACAAAAUUGCUAAAUAAUCUUAUAAAAGAUGAAAUUAAGUUUCCUACAUUACGAAAAAACAACAAUGUGACACACUAUUCAUCUGAAUUGGAACAAAAUUUAAGAAAAAUUUAUGUAAGAAAAUGUAGUUCUAAACAUUUUUAUGAAAAAAGUGAUUUUGUGGUAGGACAUUGCCAUGACUCAAAAAACAUAAGAGUAAAGAAGGAAUAUAAUGUAUAUUAUAACAAUAUUGUGUGGACAAUUUUUAAAACGUUUAAAUUUCGCAUAAUUUCAAUAAUUAUCUUUAACGUUUUGCAAAACUUAUUUAUAAUUGCUGUUGGAGGAUCUAUAGACAAGUAUAUGCUCAUUUUAAAAGGUGAAACUAUUCCAUCUUUCCCCGUUUUUUUGAAUAACUCGAAAGUAAUAUUUGGAUUGUACAUCGUUGGGUUAUUGCUUUUUGAAUUUCUUUUUGAUUCUAUUUUGAAUUUUUAUUAUUAUGAAUUUCUAGAAAUAUCACUAAUACAUUUCCUUUACAAAAUUAACCUGUAUAGUCGUAAUAACGAUUUAACGAAUCAUUCUGUAUAUAGAAAUAGAGAAGAAUCUUUGAAUACGGUAUUAGUACUUUUUGUUGGUGCUAUCAUUAGUCUGUCUAAUAUAUUUGUCAAAUUUUAUUUAUCUUUUUAUGUAUUUUACUUGAGGAUGGGUUCUAAGGCUGUAAAAACAGGAGUAUCACUGUCUGUUGUAUUGUACAGUACAAUGAUUUUAUUUUCAUUUUUGCCAAGUCUCUUUAAAAGUAAGUAUUUAAAAUAUAGGGAUCAAAGAAUAGAUAAUACACAUCAUGUGUUGAAAGAAUUUAAAUUAAUGAAAAUGUUCAAUUGGGAAUCAUUUGCUUUUAAUUAUAUAAAUUUUGUUCGAAAAAAGGAAAUGAUGUUUUGCAAAGUACGACUUUACUUGGGCACUGUGGGCAUUUUUAUAAAUGCCGUGUCAGCUGACAUAGUUGAAGUGUUGUUAUUUUUCUUGUUUAUAAGAGAGAAAUUAGACAAUCGAAAGGAAGUUAAUUUUAGUUCAAUUAUUAUGCCGUUAUUUGUCUAUAAAUCUUUAAUUUCAAGUGUAUCUAACUUUCCUAAUUUAAUGAAUAACAUAAUAGAAGGCAUAGUGAAUAUUGAAUAAAUGAAUAACUAUUUUAACGCAUCAAAUGUUCGAGAACGUUUCGAAAAUGAAGAAGAACUUUGUUCAAGAUACAGAAUAUAUUUCAUCCAGUUAAAAAAUAGGUUCAAAAAAUGUUGUAGGUUUUCCUGUUUUUAUAAAAAAGUGAAACACAUAAAUAUUAUAAAUCGAAAAAUACUAUCUGGUGUAAAUUACAGUACAGAUAAGGAUAUAAGGAAAGUGUGUUUCCAGACAACAGUUAAUUGCUCCAAUGACGGUAGUAGUAGUGCCAUACACGCGAAAAAAGGAGAGAAAAAUAAUAACAAGGGUGAUAAUGUAACAGAGGAGCAAAGCAAUUUGAUAAUAAAAUUAGAAAAUGCUUUUUUUGGCACAAAAAGGCAUGAUCGGAAGUAUGAGAAGUACAUUUUGAAGAACCUAAAUUUUAGCUUAGAAAAUAAUACCUUAGCAAUAGUUAUUGGAAAUGUUGGAUCAGGAGACAUUCAGUUGAUCCACGGUUGUUUAUAUGUUAAAAAUGUGUUGUAUAAUAUGCCAAUUUUGUACGUUCCCCAGAACAGUUGGUUGUCCAUAGGAAAUAUAAGGUCCAUGAUUUUAUUUGGAAAUGAAUACAAUUCAUGGAUUUACCGCUACACUGUUAAACAGAGUGAGUUGUUAAAUGAUAUAAGUUCCUUUAAAAAUGGUGAUAUGCGGUACGUUAACGAUGAUCAUAAUUUAAGUAAAGGGCAGAAGGUUAGAAUUUCCUUGGCGAGAGCUUUAUAUCAUCACUACAUGCAUCUGCAUAAAUUGAGCUCUAACGGUGAGAAAAAAAUGCGUGUAGAUAACAGUAUUACCAACAAAAACAAUCGAACUGAUUUUUCAAAUGAUAACGAAGUCAAAAGAAGUGCAAUAUGCCAGGGUCUUUUUCCCUUCGAUGAGGACCAUGUUCAAAAAUGCCUAAGGGGGAAAAGCGAUUUUUCCUUGUAUUUAUUGGACGAUCUUUUCACAUCUCUAGACCCAGCGAUAUCUAAAAAUAUAUUUUAUAAUUUAUUUUGCAAAGAGGAAAAUAAAAGCUUCAAAGACUAUUGCAGUUUUAUUGUGUCUAUGAAUGAAAGCACUCUUCGCAACUUUUUUAUUAAUGACCUUUUUGAAAAUAUCCAGUACAAAGUAGAUAUUUACGAGUUAGAGAAUUACACUUUAAAAUAUGCAGGAAGUGUGUCAGAUUAUGUUAAAAGCAAAAAUAUAAAAAAAGACGGCGCCGUCAGUAGAACCGAGUUAAGCAUGGACAGCACAAAAUUGGAGUUGGGGGGUGAAGCAGAAGGACAUAACGAAAAACAUGGUGAAGAAGGUGAAGAAGAUGAAGAAGAACCCCAGAAAUGUGGAAGCCAAGUAAAUGGGGCAAACGAGGGUGGUUGCUUCAAAAGAAAUAACACCCGUUCGGCGGAAUCUGACGAAGGUCCUACCGCAGGGAGUAAAUCGUUUUUGGAAAAUGAUUAUAUCAUUAACACGGUUAAAAACAUGAAUGAUUGUGCUGACCAAAUGACACAAGAACGAACUUGCACAACAGGAGUGGACAACCAAAGGAACGCAAUUUUGUCUCAAACCUUGCAGCAUAGAAGCAGCUGCGCAAAUGUUUAUCCUGCUAAGGAUGAUGAAGAUGAAUCGUUUUUCAAAGGAAACAUAGAAUUAACAACAUACUGGUGGUUUUUGAGCAAAGUUGGAGGCGUUUUAAUACUGUACAUAAUGAUUUUCAUGUUUAUAUCUAUCUUUACAGAUGAAAUAAAAUUUUUCAUUUUAAGCAUGAUUAGUAUAAUUUCACGAAAUGACAAAGAGCAUUCGAAUGAAAUUCUGCAACAGCAAGUUAAGUAUUUAAAAUUAUUUGUGAUAUUGCCAAUAAUAUCGUUAAUAGCAUCUUUUUUUUGUUUCAUGUUUAUCAUAUAUGGCACGGUAAUUUCAGCAGCGAAAGUGCACACAGAUGUGCUGAAGAGCAUUUUGAGCGUGCCCAUGUAUGUCUACUACAACAGCAAUUUGGGUAACAUCAUAAAUAGGUUUGUUACGGAUAUUUAUUCGUUAGACAAUGGAUUUUUAAAGAGAUUUUAUAAAUUCAUUUUCCUCUUUUUUCGACUUCUUUUGUCAGUCAUUUUGUUAUUUUGUAUGAUGAAAGAUGCUGUUAUUGUUUUUCCUUUCAUUGUUUUGUUAAUCUAUUUUUUGGUUUUAAAAAAUAUUCCAGAGGGUGUAAAGAGGCUCAAAGAGGGUACCUAAAUGGGAAAUUUGUACCAAGGGAAAAAUUACGAGAAAAUUAUAAGCACAAUUGGGUAUUGUAUUACUUUUUCCUCAAGACUUGGGGUGCUCACAAAAAUUCUUUUGUGUGAUUAUGCCUUUGUGGAGAAAGAGAUGUGUUGUGUGCAGAGGCUAGAGGAGUUCUCAAAAUUACCGCAAGAAAAAGAUUGCUUAGAGGGAGAAAGGGGAGAAGAUACGCCGAAAUGGGACGAAAUGAAGAUGAAAAGUAAAUUUGACAAUUCGGGAGAAAGUACGUCCCCUUUGCCUAUCGGUAUUGUAGACCCACCAGCCGCCAUAGACCAAUCGAAAGAAAAAUAUGGUGUUUAUCUCGAGAACGUAUUCGUCAGUUACAAGAAAAAAGUUGUUCUAGAUAAAAAUAGCAAUAAAUAUUGUUAUGAAGAUGAAGAUCCAUCCUUAAAAAAUGUCACUAUUUACGCUUUGAAAAAUCAAAAAAUCGGCAUCGUAGGAAAGUCAGGUUCAGGGAAAAGCACAAUUAUUUUGUCCAUUCUAGGUCUCAUUCCUACUGUUAGUGGAAAAAUAACAGUAGAAGGAAGAGAUAUUGGAACUAUCUCAAGGAGGGAGAAAAAUGACAUUAUCACCGUUUUGCCACAAUCCUCUUUCGUUUUUCACAACUGGAACGUCAGAACGUUUAUCGACCCGUAUAGAAAUUUUACAGAUGAAGAAAUCGUUAACGCUUUCGAUUUGAUUGGCAUAAAAUUGAACAUGAAUGAUUUGCACAAGUACAUAUAUCAACAAAAGAAAAAUGCACAUGAUGAGAGGGAGAAAAAAAAAAGGAACAAAUAUAAGUUGAUAUUAAUUGAUGAAAUUCCCAUUUUUAAUUUUAAUAAUGUGGACUCGAAUUUGAAUAACUUUUUGAUUGGCAAUGCAAAACCCUUUAAUUAUAUUAUAAAAAAUUACUUCCCCGAUAACACGAUUUUAAUCAUUUCUCAUGACACCCACGCACUAUCUUGUUGUGACUUUAUUUAUGUGUUAAGAAGGGGGGAAGUGACACACCGUUGCAGUUGUAAAGAUGUAAAGACACAGUCCGAAUUGGCACAGUUACUCGAAAAGGACGGCUAA
Molecule: messenger RNA, 4575 nt
Organism: Plasmodium cynomolgi strain B
Lineage: Eukaryota; Apicomplexa; Aconoidasida; Haemosporida; Plasmodiidae
Product: ABC transporter
Exons: 6
Coding region: 1246-3477 (743 amino acids)
Biological process (GO): transmembrane transport
Cellular component (GO): membrane
Molecular function (GO): ATP binding; ATP hydrolysis activity; ABC-type transporter activity
Source: RefSeq, a predicted model, not a curated record